AUGGACGCGCUCGUGGAGUUCGAGACCAAUGGAAAAGCACACGUACCCUAUCGAGAUGCAAAGCUCACCCACUUGCUCAAGCCGUGUUUGGCCGGGGACGCAAAGUGCAUGCUAAUUGUCACACUGAACACUCAACGUGCGUGUCUGGAAGCAUCUCUGCGCAGUCUUCGACUGGCGUCCAAAGCAUCCGUGAUUGCGUUGGGGCAGGCCAAAAAGAAUGCCACUUUACGUGGUGGGAUACGCACGGCUAUAUAG
Molecule: messenger RNA, 255 nt
Organism: Echinostoma caproni
Lineage: Eukaryota; Metazoa; Platyhelminthes; Trematoda; Plagiorchiida; Echinostomatidae
Source: the annotation of a GenBank genome assembly